AUGGAGCCUGCAGAUUACCCUAGUGAGGUUCAGGAGGACUGGACAAAUCGAGAAAACAUCGAAACGAUAUGCACAAGCCUGAAAACAGUUGUAGAAUUUCUAAACCGGUUUUACUCAUCAUGUCGUAUAAGACUUGCCGAAAUGGACAACCGUCUUAAGACUCUCGAACGCAAGAUGGAUCGUCUUGAUGCGCAUACCGCUUACAAUGUGACUAUACAAGAACAGAUUCGCCGAAACGCUGCAGCCUAA
Messenger RNA from Hydatigera taeniaeformis, 249 nucleotides. Lineage: Eukaryota; Metazoa; Platyhelminthes; Cestoda; Cyclophyllidea; Taeniidae. The record is from the annotation of a GenBank genome assembly.